AUGCUAUCUUUAUUAUUUAGAAAUUCAAAACAAACAGUUAAUUAUAACUUAAAAAAUUUAACUCAAUCGACAGUGUUUUAUUCAACUGAAGCAGCUGAUACUAAAAAAGUUUCUUUACACAAAACAUUAUGGAAGAAAGAUGUUGUAUAUCUUUAUCAAUUUAAAAGAACUCCCGCAUUGCCAAAUAUGUCUCCAUUUUGUUUAAAAGUAGAAACUUUUUUACGUGCUCACAAUAUUCCUUACAAUUCAUUGGAAUCACUUAUGAUAAGAAGUGAAAAAGGUUUGCUUCCAUUUAUUGAACUUAAUGGAAAACAAAUAGCUGAUUCACAAUUAAUUUUAAAUCACCUUUCUCAACAUUUUAAUAUUAAGGAUAAUCUUACACCAGAAGAAUAUGGUAUAUGUCGUGCUGUUGAUAGAAUGAUUGAAGGUUCAACUUUUUUUGCAUUACAAUAUCAUAAAAUUCUUGACAAUGCUAUUAAUACCUUCAAUCCAAAAGUAUCUGGUUUUUUAUUCCCUUCAUUUGCCAUAAAAUUUAUUGCAAAAAGAUUUACUACACUUAUGAAAAAGAAACUUGAUUCUCAAGGAUAUGGAAAAUUUACACAUUCUGAAAUAAAAACUGUUUUAGAAAAUGAUCUCCGGGCUUUAGAAGGAUUAUUAGGUGAUAAAAAAUUCUUCUGUGGAGAAAAACCAACAAUUGCCGAUUUUACAGUUUUUGCUCAUCUUGCUGCUAAUUAUUAUAUGCCUUUCGAUAUGCCAAUUCAUGAAUAUAUAGAUAGUUCAUGUCCAAACUUAAAAAGUUUCUUAAAUAGAAUGAGAAUUCAUUACUGGAGUGAUUGGAAACCAUUAAGAGAUAUAUAA
This is a messenger RNA of Strongyloides ratti, 858 nucleotides long. RefSeq names its product Failed axon connections homolog. Gene Ontology annotation, cellular component: cytoplasm. The transcript has a single exon. Bases 1 to 858 code for a protein of 285 amino acids. Lineage: Eukaryota; Metazoa; Nematoda; Chromadorea; Rhabditida; Strongyloididae. The record is from RefSeq and is a predicted model, not a curated record.